This is a messenger RNA of Cylicocyclus nassatus, 654 nucleotides long. Lineage: Eukaryota; Metazoa; Nematoda; Chromadorea; Rhabditida; Strongylidae. The record is from the annotation of a GenBank genome assembly.
AUGGAUUGGAUGCAAGAAAGUCAUGUUGCAAAGGCUAUUGUUAAUGGUACAAUAUUUGAUGAUGCUGAUGAUGUUGAAAGAAAUGCUAUGGUCAUUGAAAGAAAAACAAUUCCUUAUGAUGCUAUGAUUAAUCGUGGUAAACCUGUACCGAAGCAUAUUAAACCUAUGAUUGCUAUUAUUAUUGGUAAGAUGGAUGAAAAUGGUUCAUUUGCUGUUGAUGAUGCUGAUAGAUGUAAUGCUGUUAAUUUUGUAAAGGACUUAACAACAUGUCAUCAUGGACAUAAUCAUUCGGUUAAUGAUGUUCUUAAACAUCAUAUUGGUGUUACUGGUUGUCGUGGUACAUUAUCACCAGAGCUUGGUAAAAAAGCUUUCUUAAUUAGUAAAGAAGUUAAAGAAAUAAAUGAUACAAAACCAGAGGAUGUUAUUUCAUCAAGUGAUGUUGUUGAUUCAUAUGAUGAUUAUGAUAUGGAUGAUAUUGAAAAAGAUUAUGAUCAUAUGUAUGAUGAAGAAGAUGAUGAUGAACAUGAAACAGACGAAGCAGAUACAGUAGACGAAGUAGAAGAUGAGUAUGAAACAGACGAAGCGGAUGAAGUAGAAGAUGAAUAUGAAGAAGAAUAUACAACAUUCAACACAGAUGAUGAUGUAUAUACUGAA